AAUGAAUUCCUCCUAAAAAUUGAAGGAAUCUUAAAUUCCUGAAAAGGAGAAGGAUAAAAAUAAGUCAUAAAAAAGUAAAGAGGAUGCUAAAGAGACUCUUAAGAAAAUUGUUGAAUAAGCUCGUUAAGCAAUAUUAGAAAAUAAACUCAAUGUAACUUUAAUUCAAUAACAAAGGCCACAGAAGAAGUUCAUAAAGCUAUGAUAGAAUAUAAAGAGAUUUUAGGAGGUGAAAAUAGUGUUUUACUACUUCCUGGUUUAUUUAUAUAGGCAGAAGGAUACAUAGCAGAAGGCAAAUUGAAAAAAGCUGAAGAAUUUCUUUAGGCUGCUUACUGGAAUCUAUAUCAAUACAAUAAACCAAAAGAAAAAGGAAGCGAAGAUGGCAACAAAAUGGGUUAAGAUAUUUCAGAAAAAGAGAAUGCAGAAUAUAAUGGUCAGUUGCAUAAAAUAUUUUCAAAACUCUAUUUUGCCUAAAAGGAUUACAAAAAGGCAUUAGCAGAAUUAACAAUUGGAGUAAUGAUUAUCAUUAUUUUUCGAUAAGAUUUAUACAGAUUCUUGCAGUUCUGACCCAGAACAUCCAUAGACAAGUCUUAAUUACUAUUAUAUGGGAUAAAUAUUUUAAUAGAAGAAAUAAAGCUCAGAAGCUGAAUAAUUUUAUGCAAAAGUACUAUAAAAUAAUAUUAUAAUUAUAGACUUCCUAAUGUUGGUAUAAAUAUUUAAAGAGAUAUUAUUAAUAUGGUACUCCAUCAAGUGAAAAUCUUCCAGAAGAAGUUAUUUUCAAGGAAGCAUUGUAAGUCCUUAAAUAAAUUGAAGGUUCUAUUAUUUUAUUAUUAUAAAGAAUAUUUCAGAAAACACAUUGAUGAUAAUAACAUAAAGUUAUACAUAAUGCCAAUCACUUAUAAUUUAUAAGCCUAAGCCUUUGUUUACAAAAAGUUGAAUAAUGAAGAACAAUAUAGACAUUAUAUGGGAUUAGCUUAUUAAGAAUUUCUAAUGCAAUAUGGUGAAAAUCACAAAAAAACUAAGAAGGUGACAGAAAUUUAAGAAAUUAUUAAAUAAAGAGAAAGAGAAUAUUGA
This is a messenger RNA of Paramecium pentaurelia, 1071 nucleotides long. The record is from the annotation of a GenBank genome assembly. NCBI's taxonomy places the organism in Eukaryota, Ciliophora, Oligohymenophorea, Peniculida, Parameciidae.